Molecule: messenger RNA, 5306 nt
Organism: Diabrotica virgifera virgifera (western corn rootworm)
Lineage: Eukaryota; Metazoa; Arthropoda; Insecta; Coleoptera; Chrysomelidae
Product: leucine-rich repeat-containing G-protein coupled receptor 4-like
Exons: 2
Coding region: 380-2305 (641 amino acids)
Molecular function (GO): protein binding
Source: RefSeq, a predicted model, not a curated record
ACAUAAUAUUAUCUAAUGAAAAUAUAUUAGAAUGCCAUAAAGGCACUAAAAAGGUGUAUUAAACAGCCCUAGUUUUAGCUGUCCUGCCUGGGUAAAUUAGAUGUUUUUGCUUAAAGAUUAACUUCUGGUCUGCUUUAAACUUUUCUCAAACGUUGAAUGAAAAAUUGACGAACUAGAAAUAAUGUAACUAUUUAUUAUCACGGAUCCAAAGAUGCUGUGGCUGGUUACUACGAACUUGUGAUAACGCCAAAACUUAUCUAGAAAGUGACAUUAACAAAAAGGAAAUGUGUUUAUAUUUAGUCUGGAGAUUAUAUUGUAUCUUCAGUGGUGGUAGAGAAAACUGCAGUUGUGACAUUGGGUGGUGAAACUAACUGUCGAAAUGAAUUGGUAUCACUUUGUCAUCGUGUUACUUCUGAGUAUAAUUAAACCAUCCGAAGAAACAUGCGAGAUGUUGAAGAAAUCAAUCAACAUCUACAGGGUGGAACGAGUACUAUACCGCUAUGUUACCUGCAAGCAACUAAGAAUUGACCAAGACGACAUCGGUCAGCAGAUAAAAUCAAGUAUGAACAGCUCCUGCGAGUAUCUGGACAUCAGCGACAGCUCCCUACCAAUAAUCAACAAAGAAAUGUUCUCUUCUCUCAAUUUAACACAAAUAACAAUUGUAGCUGGAGUAGACGUGGUUGACCAAAGUACUUUUGAACGGGUCAAUAUAUCAACUAUUACACUGGAAAAUAAUACCAUCAGAAAAAUCAAAGAUUAUGCAUUUAAGUCGUUCUCCAUAUACGUAAUUAGUCUCCAGAAUAACCUUCUCACAGAUGUAUUACAGAAAACCUUUGCAGGAGCUGCAAAUUUAAGAAAGUUGAACUUAAAUAAUAAUAAAAUCAGUAUUAUUAUGCCGGAAGCCUUUAAAGAUUUGGGGAGUCUUGAAGAACUGAAAAUAUCAUCUAAUAAACUUGUUAGCUUGGUGCAAGACAUAUUUUAUCCUCUGAUUAAUAUACAAUCCAUCGAUUUAAGUAAUAACUCUCUUAAAGAUCUAGAAGUUGAUAGCUUUAGCAAAAAUAAGGCUCUGCAGGAUCUCAAUCUCCAAAGGAAUGGUCUGGCUGUGUUAGACGCUCACUUUCCAAGCUCUUUAGUACAACUGAAUGUGGAAUACAAUUCAAUAACUAUGUUCAAUAUAUCAAAUUUGGUUAAACUUACCACAGUUCUUUUAAAUUGUAACAAAAUAUCUAAUUUAAAAUACGCUUUAAAAAAUUUGCCUUCACUUCACUAUUUACAUCUAAACAAUAAUCGGAUAGGAAACUCAUCUAUGGUGGAUCUUAGUGUGUUUUCAGAUUUAAAAAAUAUUUCUAUUAUAGAGCUAGAUCACAACAAUUUAGACUUAAAUUUCGAUUUUAAGAUAUUUAAGACAGUUGCAACUUUAGAAGGCGUUUCGUUUGUUGGAAACCGUCUUCAAAAACUUGACUUUACUGGUUUUCCGUCCGAACUUAGAGUUUUAAACUUAAGUCAGAACAUGCUUGUUGAAGUAAAAAAUUUAUCUAUAUUUACUGUAUUGUUCAAAUUGGACAUACGGUCUAACUUAUUAAAAGAAAUAGAUUUCGAUAUGCUUGCUGGACUAAAUCAGUUAAGUGAAUUAUGGUUAGGCUCCAAUAUGAUCAGUAAACUGACCAUGGGUUGUUUUAGAAGUUUAAAGCAACUGAGAACACUAGAUCUGAGUAGUAACAAAAUAUCUACUAUUGGUGCUGGAGUUUUCAAUGGAUUAGAGAGUAUAACUGAUUUAGAUCUAAGUAAUAACCAAAUCAGUUAUUUAAACGAGGAUAUCUUUCAUAAUAUGAAAAAUCUUAGGGUUCUGAGCAUUGCUUACAAUAACUUGACAAGCUUUAAUAUGAAAGCUUUGAUUUCCCAUGUGCUUUGGUUCAGAGAAAUCGAUAUGAAUGGAAACAACUGGACUUGUAAACUUCUCAUACGCAUCAGUAAGGAGAACAAACCGGUACACUUUGUGGAUGGUAAGUCCUACAACGUUAGUAAUGUCUUCGGCAUUCCUUGUAGGGAUAAUAACAUUACCGAAGGAAACUAUUAUAGUAACUAUGAAGAAGUUUUACCAGAUAUCGUUCAUGGAAUGAAUCUUUCUGCAGAGAACCUUGAAAGUAUAUCUCUGAAAUUAAGUUAUAUAAUUGUAUUUAUUAUUUUUUUGUUGGUGUUCCUCUUUGCUAAGUUUGUUGUUGAUAAAUAUUCAUCCCAAGUUACAGCAGCUGCGCAGUUUAUCUAUCAGAAAUCUGAGAGUGAGCCUGAGCUCCAGCUAAUCUAGUAUUAAAUACGUAAAUAUUUAAUUUAGUCCAGGAACCGAAGCUUUUCUUCUCGCAAUUCUUACAGAAUGAGAAUAAGUUUGAGAAUUUGAGAAUAAGUAGUGGAUAGUCCAAGCAUACAAAUCUAUAUGAUACCGAAAGGCGCUUUUACCAUGUGGGUGGAAAUUUUUUAAUAUAUUUUGACCACAAAAGUUGAUAAAAACAUUCAUUCUAAGCAAAAAACGUUCUAUACAUUUUUGUGAUUAAAUCGGUAGUUUUCGAUUUAUUCGCUAUCGAAAAUAUUAGUUUUAUAUCUAAAAAAUCAAUGCUUUUCGAUGGUAUACUCAUUUACGAUUCACUCAAUUUUUGUCGUAGAAAAAAUUUUUUCAAACCAAGUUCUUGGAAAUUAAGUAACCUACAAUUUUAUAUUGAAUCAUUUUUUCGUAUCUCUGAUGCUAAUCUUUCUAUUCUGAAGAGAAUGACAUUUUUUACCAAAUUACAAAAAUUAGUUAUUCGCUUUAAACUCCAGUUUUUUAAAAACUAAUCAUUAUAAGCCAGUCAAACUUCUAGAAUCUAUUAAUAAUAGAUAAAUAAAGAAGAAUUAAUAAGGCCAAUGACUAAAACACCGCUAAGUUACAUUAUUUUAUGCUUCCAAUUGAAUUUCUCCUUUUUUUUCAAAAAAAAUAUUUUGAUAUUUUAACCGUAACUUUUUAUUUUUUAUCUUAGAAAGUUUGGUAAAAAGAAUUUUAUAGGUUUUUACAGGAUCUAUAUGGCUAUUAAUAUUAAAUCAUUUUAAAAUCCUCAGUCACAAAAAGAGGUGACUCUGAAAGGGUUGGUAAAGGUGGUUUUUUGCUUGUUAUUACAAGUUUUAAUUGUCAAUAGCUCGCUCAAUUUUUCUCGCAGAAAAAAUUUUUGCAAACCAAUUUCUUGGAUAUUAAAUAAGCUACAAUUUCAUAUUUAAAUAUUUUUUCGUAUCUCUGACGCUAAUCUUUCUAUUCUGAAGGAAAAUGCAUUUUUUACCAAACUACAAAAACUCGUUAUUAGCUUUUAACUCCAUUGUUUUAAAAACUAAUCAUUCUAAGCCCAUCACACUGCUAGAACCUAUUACUCGUAAUAAUACAAAAAUAAAGAAGAGCAAAUCAGGUCAAUGACUAAUUUUAAUUAGGGUGGUGAUUAGGUGGUUUUUUCCGAUCACUUUUUGCUGAAAAAAAAAUAGGGACUGACAUUUUUUCAUUAUAACUCACUUAAUUUUUGAGCUAGAGACUUUUUUUAUUUCUGGAGAUAGAUAUUUUUAAAUACUUUAAAUUAGUUUGAACAAGUUAUAGUCGAAAAAUUCAUAGUUAUCUGGUCUUUUGACUUUAAAACUACAAUAUUUAGCAUUUGACGAAGAAGAGCUAACAUAAUAUAAUACAGUAUUGCUCGAUUACUGUUGGUCUUAAAGAAAAUUAAAAAAAAAACGGUUUUGUUUAUUGUUUCCAAAGGCACAUUUUGUUAAGUAAAAUUUUUUUGAUAAAACGAAAACUUUUUGAGUUAUUAGCAGAAAACGAGAAAACUGAUUAAAAACAUUGAUUUUUUCGGUAUAAAACUAACAUUUUCGAUAGCGAAUAAAUCGAAAACUAUUAAUUCUGUCAAAAAAAUGUAUAGAACGUUUUUUCCUUAUAAUGAACGUUUUUACCAACUUUUGCGGUCAAAAUAUAAUAAAAAAUUUCCACUUCCGAGAUGGGGUGGCAACCACCCCCAUGAUAAGCGCCUUUUGGCAUCAUAUAGAUUUUGAUCCUUGGACUAUCCACUACUUAUUCUCAAAUUUUCAAGCAAAUCGAUCCAUUCUGUAAAAAUUGCGAGGUUUUGCCCUAUUUUAAGCCUGAUUACUUGGAGUAAUUAUAAUUGUCUUAUUUUUAAUUUUCUGUCAAUAUUUUAAAUCUCCUUUUUCUAUUAGUACCAUACGUUAUGCAGAAUUUAAGCAUUCAUGCUUGCUUUCAAGUGCACAAGGAACCUUCUUCCACUCUUCUGACUGUUGUGCUAAUAUCAGGUGUACCGCACCAGAUUAUAUCUCCGAAUCUUUCACUGUUUACACAUAUUUAGUAGUACUAUUUAGAUAUUAACUUUUCUUAGGAUUUUUUUAUUUGUAAUGUGGUCCACCCAUGAAAUUCUAUUUAAUGAUGUUUGAGGUAAUUUUUACCAGGGAAAAUGUUAUUAAUCUUCUUUUUUUUUAAUAAAUUAGAAGCAUUCGAAUUAUAGUGCCAUCGACGAAUGUGGUGCCCUAAAGAUAUCAUGGGUUUCGCACACUUCCAAGGAAGAUGUUCUCCAAAUGAUGAACUCAGAAUGUCCGCUCAUAAACAUCAUAACGAGGAGAAAAACAGAAUACUUCUUCGGCGAUAUAAUUAGAGAACCUAAAUACAAUUUACUUCGCUUUAUAACACAUGAAAAAGUGGAGGGAAAAAGAUGGAUUAGUCGAAAGAAACUUUCAUGGUUGCGUAAUAUUAGACAAUGGAUUGGUUCCACAGUAGAAAAUUAUUCGCGUAUCAGCCAAUACAAAAUGGUUUCAGGAACUUGUAAACAUGAUAGCGGCUAACGUCUGAAUACGGACCCGGCACCUAUAGAAGAAGAAGAAGGGGUUUGUUGAUAAAACAACAGGUAUCUAAUCUGAGUGGUUAACCUGGAAAUUUUAUUUAUGAUAAUGUUUGGUUUCUGUUGUUCUGUUAGCUAUGAGCUGGCACCUAUAUAGACGUCACUAAUUGUCUAUCUUACUUUAUUUUAUUUGAAUCUACAAAAAGGUAGGAGUUUUUAUCCAACAAAAUAAUAAUUUUUGCACUCUUUUGAUAUUUUGAAAGGUAUUAUUAUGCGUAGAAUAUUUAUGUCUAAAUAAACACAUGUAAAACAUAAUAAAUUAUUUUGUAGUGUAAGGUUUUUUAAUGCAAUUAUUUAUAAUGUAUGAAUGUAUGUAUCAUUUGUAUGAUUCACAUGUUAAAAUUUUGUAUAAAACAUAUUUGGAGCAAAAUAAACGCUACAGUAUAUAAAUAUCAU